Falco peregrinus (peregrine falcon) is the source of this 3239-nucleotide messenger RNA. It is a transcript of the gene SHC2, whose product is annotated as SHC adaptor protein 2. Gene Ontology annotation, biological process: intracellular signal transduction; cell surface receptor protein tyrosine kinase signaling pathway. Lineage: Eukaryota; Metazoa; Chordata; Aves; Falconiformes; Falconidae. Gene Ontology annotation, cellular component: plasma membrane. The record is from RefSeq and is a predicted model, not a curated record. Gene Ontology annotation, molecular function: receptor tyrosine kinase binding.
GCGGAGCGCUCGCACCAUGACAUCAGCGCGGCGCGGCCCCGGGGGAGCGGGCGGGGGGGCGGGAGCCGGCGGAGCGGCGGAGCGGAGCGGAGCGGCCCCGGGCAUGCUCCCGGAGCCCAAGUAUGACCGCUUCCGCGACGAGCCGCUGACCGCCCCCAUGCCGUCGCCGGCCCCCGCGCCCACCGGCGGAGCCCCCGGGCCGUGCCCCGCGGCGGGCGAGGAGCCGGAGCCCGGGACCACCUUCUGCGCGCUGCUGCCGCGGAUGCCGCAGUGGAAGUUCCCCGGCCCCGGCGGCUUCCUCGGCCGCGGCCCCGGCCGGGAGCUGGCGGGGGCCCGGGGGGCGGGGGGGGGAGGGGGCGGCGCGGGGGCCCCCUCGGCGCUGGCCGCCGUGCUGGGCGCCUGCGAGCCGCUCUGCGCCGCGCCCUGCUCGGGGCCGGGGCGGGCGCGCGCGGGGGGGCGGCGGGGCGCGCGGCGCGGGGGGGGGGCGGCGCGGCCCGGCGCGGAGGAGUGGAGCCGCAAGGGCAGCUUCAUCCGCAAACCGGCGCAGGGCUGGCUGCACCCCGACGAGCGGGUGCUGGGGCCCGGCGUCUCCUACAUCGUCCGGUACAUGGGAUGCAUCGAGGUGCUGCGCUCCAUGAGGUCCCUCGACUUCAACACGCGGACACAGGUCACCAGGGAAGCCAUCAACAGACUGUACGAGGCGGUGCCGGGCGUGAAGGGCAUCUGGAAGAAGAAGGCUCCCAACAAAGCCCUCUUCUCCAUCCUGGGCAAGAGCAACCUCCGCUUCGCUGGCAUGAGCAUCGCUGUCAACAUCUCCGUUGAUGGGCUGAACCUCAUGAUCCCCACCACACGCCAGAUCAUCGCCAACCACCACAUGCAAUCCAUCUCCUUUGCCUCUGGUGGGGACACGGACACCACGGACUACGUCGCCUACGUCGCCAAGGACCCCAUCAACCAGAGAGCCUGCCACAUCCUGGAGUGCUGCGAGGGGCUGGCGCAGAGCGUCAUCAGCACGGUGGGACAGGCCUUCGAGCUGCGCUUCAAGCAGUACCUGCACAGCCCCCCCAAAGCGGUGGUACCCCCAGACAGGGCGCUGGGUGCGGAGGAGUCAGCCUGGGGGGAGGAUGAAGAAGCAUCUGAGCACGAUUACUACAACAGCAUCCCGGGGAAGGAGCCACCCCCAGGGGGACUAAUCGAUUCCCGGCUCCGGCACGGCGCAGUCCUGGGCCACAUCCGCACUCAGCCAUCCGGCUCCAUCCCCCCCAGCCAGGGUGGGUUUGCAGCCAGGCGGGACCAGAGCAGCCAGCCGGGGCCACCCUGGGAGCUGGAGAGCCAGGGCCAGCCCUGCGAUGGGUACCUGCAGGCGGACGGCCACCCCCUGGGGCCACGGGACUACGAGGAGCACAUGUACGUGAACACGCAGAGCCUAGAUGCCUGGGAGCCGGAGGCGGCAGCUCGCGGGGUGCCGGAGGAGAGCCCCAAAAAGGACCUCUUUGAUAUGAGGCCCUUCGAGGAUGCCCUGAGGCUCCACGAGUGCAUUGCAGGGGGCGGCAGCAGCCCCCCCAUCGAGGACCAGUGGCCGAGCCCCCCCACGCGGAAGGCCCCCAUCGCCCCCACGGAGGAGCAGCUCAGGCGGGAGCCGUGGUACCACGGGAAGAUGAGCCGGCGGGAUGCCGAGAGGCUCCUGCAGAUGGAUGGAGACUUCCUGGUGCGGGACAGCCUCACCAACCCGGGGCAGUACGUGCUGACCGGCAUGCACAGCGGGCAGCCCAAGCACCUGCUGCUGGUGGAUCCCGAGGGAGUGGUGAGGACCAAGGAUGUGCUGUUUGAGAGCAUCAGCCACCUCAUCAGCCACCACCGGCAGAAUGAGCAGCCGAUCGUGGCCGCGGAGAGCGAGCUGCACCUCCGCCAGGUUGUCCGGAGGAAGCAGUGAUGCCUGGGGGUACGUGAGCCCCCAACCCACUCCCCUGGCACCGGACUCACCCCAGCCCUGGGGCAAAGCUGGGGCCCAUCUGCACUGCCCUCUUGCAGUUGUGCCUGGCCUUUGGGGGAGGCAAAGCCCCCCACACACCCCAGGGUCAGGCUCCCUGUCCCCCUCCCCAACAGGGUGUCAGGUCCCUGGCCCCGAAGGCCCCCCCUCUCCACCGCUGCCUCCCCUCCAUCGUCCACGUGGGGCCCCUUGCCCAGCUGGACACAGACGUUUAUUCCACGCGUGCAGGUGAAGUGCUGCCAGGGUGGGAGCUGGUGGGCAGCCUCGCCAAGAGGGAUGGAGCCCAAACCCAGCUCGGGCAGCAGUGCCUGCUCCUGCCCGGGGCUGCCCCCAGCUCACCCCAGUGAUGGAGGGGGCCUUGGUGGGCAUCCCUGUGGGGCUGCACUGUCCCCCUCCUGCCUGGGGGCCCUGCCUGCAUGGGGCUGUGUGCACCCAGCCACUGGUACUGCCAGCCCCCCUGCCAGCACUGUCCACCUGGUGCUGCUGCCCCCGGUGCUGGUUCCAGCUCCAUCCUGAUGCCAGGAAUUGGUCUCUGGAUGAUGGUGGAGCAAAGGGGGUUGGGACCAGUGCCAGGAGCCUUGUCCCAGGGCUCUCAGAGUGAGAUGGGGCAAGCAGGCUUGGCGUGUGUGUAUAUCCGUGUGCAUAUGUGUGUAUCCAUGUGCGUGUGUGUGUGUGUGUGUGUGCAUGUCUGCGUGCAUGCACAGGUAUAUGAGGGGCAGUGAGGGGACCAGCCCCUUGCCCACAGAGCUGUGCCUCUUGCCCAGAGCUGCUACUCAGGACCCAACUCCCUGCCUCACUCUCUCCUGUCUACGUUUGGGGGGUGCCCCUAUCCAUGGGGGCGCCCCGUCAGUGGUGGCUUGGUUCUGCCAAUGGGGCUGGGCACAAAUGGCUCCUGGAGGCCGGUGCUGCUGGAUGUCCAUGUUGAUUCCGCACUUCCAGCUGGAUUCUCCCCAGGAGCGGCUGCCACUUGAGGCUCCCGGCGGCCCCGAGCCCCCACAGCCCUCCCCAGGCUGGGGCUAUGAAGAAGCUGCUGCAGGGAAGGCGCAGGGCAGGGGCGAGCUACCGGCACUGGCUUUCAAGGCUGGGGAUGCAGGAGGAGAGGCAUCCCACAGUCCCUGGUGACCCCCUUGGCUGGCUUGGGGCUUUGCCAGGUUUUUAUGGCAUACACGGCCCCUUCUCCAGUGUGUCCAGCGCUCAGCAUGGGUUUGUGGUUUGGAAUACAUUUCUAAUUAAACCUGGAAAUGAACAA